GCUAUGAGGUGUACUAGCUAUGAGAAAGCCGAACAACAGAAUAGGGAAGAAAUUCGUACGAAAAUUCACAGAUCACGAGUGUCGAACAGCCUAAAAUGCAACAAACUGGGCCCAAAUCGGGAUUUAUCUGAGUGCAGUUCCAGGCAAUGAUGUGGUGGCACAUUCUAUACGUGAUACCGGUUUUGCGUGUGUCGUACGCUGUAGAAUUAGUAUCAGGGAUGUGCCCGGAUUUGUGUCAAUGCGACAAUUUGAUAACCGAUUGCCGCUACGGCAGCCUCACCGAGUUGCCAGCAGGGAUAAACCCAAACGUAAUCAGUUUGGAUUUAUCCUACAACAGCUUCCAAAGUUUUCCUGAAGGUUUGCGGGAUUUCCAAAGCCUGAAAUACCUGAAUAUAUCCAACAACAAGAUAUCGACGCUCGGCCACUCGGAUUUUGCGGGACUGGAGAACCUGGAACGGCUGGACUUGAGUUACAACCAGUUCCACGACUGGAAAGACAUCCAUUCCGCUACGUUUGGUUACCUUAAAAUACUGACAUACCUGGACAUCUCCAACAACGCUCUCAGAAGCAUUCCGCAGUAUUCCAGUCACUUGGUAAUACCGUCCAUGGAAAUUCUCAAAUUAAACAACUGCUCGAUGAGGUCGGUCCCGGUGCAGACAUUCAAAAGUUUGCCGAAUUUAAAAGAAUUGCACAUGACAGACAACCCGAUACGUAUUAUAAACGAUUCUUUCGAACUGAGCAACGUAAAGUAUAUAGACUUGAGUGGAUGUGACUUACAGUACAUCGGCGAUCAUGUGUUCCAAGCCCUACCCCUGUUGGAAACCCUCAUUUUAAAGAACAACGACUACCUUAAAAAAAUUUCAUGUAACUCGGAAAGUUUAUUGUAUUUAGACCUGUCUGGUUGUACGCUGGAAAUCGUCCCUACAGGAAACUUGAGAGCACUUACGUUCCUCAACUUACAAGGGAACUUUUUAAGGGAAAUUCCAGAUAGAAGCUUCACCAACUUUCCGAACUUAUUAAAACUGAAUUUGUCGUACAAUGCUAUAUCCGUUAUCCAAGAUAAUGCAUUCCGUGGCCUUGAUAACGUUAAUAUCAUUGACUUAUCCCUGAACAAGCUCACAGUCCUAAGCGAAAAAACUUUUUUAUCCACUAUCGCCCUCAUAACGCUGAACCUUUCCCACAACUACAUUAACUCCAUCGACAGUAUUACUAGCACAUCCCUAAAAACCUUAGACGUUAGUUACUGUGAAAUCUACGCUAUAAACAGAUUUAGUCUAGGGAAUUUGCCUAAGCUGAUAGAACUAUCUCUAGCAAGAAACUUCUUGUCCUCGUUGCCAGACGGCUGGACAGCUGAUCGUUUGGUGUACUUGGACGUAAGCGGUUGUAGAAUAAAGACCAUCAACAACCACACGUUCGAACAAAUGUUUUACUUAAGACACAUAAAUCUAUCUGGCAACCGACUGACCACCAUCGAUCCAAGCUUUUUCCCGCAAGCCCUCUACGUAAAAGUCGACGACAACCAGUGGAGAUGCGACUGUCCAAAAUUAAAAAGCAUGUUCGAGUGGUUGAUCGAAUACAACGAGAGAGUUGACAGGUUGAUAUGCGACUCUCCAGAACGCUACGAGGGUAAGGCCUGGCACGAGGCUUGCCAGGAUGAAUGGUAUCCCACACCUCAGUCAAAGGACCACCUCUGGUGGUACUCUGUAGGCGUCAUUGUGACAAUGGUACUCCUACUAGUAGCGGUGGUAGCCAUGAGAAAGAUGCAUCAGAUCAAAGAGAGCCGCCUGAGGGAGAUCGAAGAAACGCGCAGGGCUCAAGAGAGGGAAGCCCUGGAGAGAAUGCAUAGACUUCAAAGGGAGAGAAGGGAAGAGGAAAAUAGAAACGCGCCCGAUCCGAGGGAAGUCCAGAGACCGCCUUCUUACAACGAGGCGUUGUUACUCCCUAGGCUGGAUUCGUCGUAUCAGAACCUGUCUGGAAGCAUGCACAGUUUGAAUUCCAGGCAGAGCGGCAGCAACCCUGACGUUUCAAAGAAAGGUAGACCGAAGAGGAAGAGGAGGAGGAGGAAGUCGGAUUCUUCAGAGGGCAGGCGUGCUUCCCGCGUUGUCGUUGACUCGGAUACGUCGGAUCUUGAUACCCAAUUGAGGACGCAAGCCCCUCUUGAGAGUGAUUUUUAAAAUGCUCAUACGGAUGUUUUUAUUCUAGCACUGAGUUUAACUGAACUUAUUAUUUAUUUCCCAGUGUUUAACGGUUCCAGUAGUUUUUUCUACUUUAUCCUUAUAAUAUUGUUGUACUAUUCGUUCUGUCCAACUUCAAAAUAAACUAACAACAGACACUGACCCGAGAAGCAAUAGGAUUUACUAGUUUCUUUAAUGAAAAACACGUAGUACAACAAAUAUCGUUCUAAAUUUUACGAUUAUCCUCCUUUUCGUAGUUUAUAUUUGGACUGUUAUACGACUGUUAUGCUAUUGAACAUGUCUGAAAUGUCACUUAGAGUGUUUUAUUUAUACGAGCUAUAAAUAAGGCAAUACUAAAACUCGACGAAAUAUUUCACAGCGCCAAUUGGAAAAUUAUGCACAGCAAUUUUACAAAUAGGUUAGGCACAUUAUGCAGAUUGCGUUUGUAAAUAAUAAUUAGUAAAUUUGGAAAUGACAAUUGUACACAUUAAAAUACCGUUUUAUUUAUUAUACGUACCAUUAACAAUGUAUUUUUUAAUCAAGUACACAUAUAAAUCUACUUGUUAUGUUUAGUUAUGUUGAAGCAUUAAGUGAAUAAAUGGUUAUUUGUUUUCCAA
Anoplophora glabripennis (Asian longhorned beetle) is the source of this 2791-nucleotide messenger RNA. Its product is annotated as slit homolog 1 protein. Gene Ontology annotation, cellular component: plasma membrane. Bases 147 to 2174 code for a protein of 675 amino acids. Gene Ontology annotation, molecular function: protein binding. The record is from RefSeq and is a predicted model, not a curated record. The transcript has 2 exons. Lineage: Eukaryota; Metazoa; Arthropoda; Insecta; Coleoptera; Cerambycidae.